Molecule: messenger RNA, 513 nt
Organism: Colletotrichum lupini
Lineage: Eukaryota; Fungi; Ascomycota; Sordariomycetes; Glomerellales; Glomerellaceae
Product: 40S ribosomal protein S26E
Exons: 4
Coding region: 1-513 (170 amino acids)
Biological process (GO): translation
Cellular component (GO): cytosolic small ribosomal subunit; ribosome
Molecular function (GO): structural constituent of ribosome; mRNA binding
Source: RefSeq, a predicted model, not a curated record
AUGGUCAAGAAGAGAAAGAACAACGGACGCAACAAGAAGGGCCGUGGCCACGUCAAGCCCAUCCGCUGCAGCAACUGCUCGCGAUGCACGCCCAAGGAUAAGGCGAUCAAGCGCUUCACCAUCCGCAACAUGGUCGAGUCUGCUGCCAUCCGUGAUAUCUCUGACGCCUCCGUCUUCGCGGAGUACACCGUACCCAAGAUGUACCUGAAGCUGCAGUACUGUGUCUCUUGCGCCAUUCACGGCAAGAUUGUCCGGUACGUUCGUCCGCGGGAGCGACGACUGCAACCCGUCGGUCUGGUUCACACCACGACCGCGGCGCGCAGGCGCUACAGAAGAACCUUGGCGCUACUCGAAGCUCCCAUAUCCCCCGUGCCCUGCACCUCGGCGACGCGGUCCUUCCCCUCUUGCGGGAGUGUCCGUUCCGUCGUGGGCCGCCGCAACCGCGCUCCCCCUCCCCGCGUCCGCUACAACAAGGAUGGCAAGAAGAUCGUCCCCAACACCCCCAAGGCCUAA